CACCCACCUUCUCCUCACCACCCUCACCCUCAAGCCAUUCGCCACUUAUUCACAAUACAACUAGGAAGCAUCCGAGCCACAUCGAUCCAAGGAAACAUGAGUUCCUCCAGUUGGAGCCACGAGAUCAAGUCCCCGGUCCCUGCCGCUAGGCUGUUCAAGGCCGCCGUCCUCGACUGGCACAACCUCGCCCCUAAGCUCGUCCCCGACAUCAUCGUGAGUGCCGCCGGCAUCGAAGGUGAUGGUGGUGUUGGCAGCGUGAGGCAGUUCCAAUUCUCCUCAGCAAUGCCUUUUAGCUACGUGAAGGAGCGCCUGGACUUUGUGGAUUUUGACAGGUUUGAGUGCAAGCAGAGCCUUGUCGAAGGUGGCGAUAUUGGGACCAAGAUUGAGUCGGCAUCUUCCCAUUUCAAGUUCGAGCAGAGCAGCAAUGGAGGGUGUGUGUGCAAGGUGGUUGCAACCUACAAGCUUUUACCUGGAGUCGAGGUCAAGGACGAGAUAACAAAGGCAAAGGAGACACUGACCGGGAUCUUCAAGGCAGCUGAAGCCUACCUCCUGGCCAACCCUGCUGCCUAUGCCUGAUGUGCUUGUGCUUGUCUUCGCAGUAGUGCCUUCUGAUGUGUUGAGAACAAGAAUAAGCAACUGCGUUGAAGAGACUGUGAGACUGUUUGGUUGAUUUUAUGUCGCCUUUUAAACUUUUUCUUACCAAGAAUUGAGCGUGACAUGAGAGUUUGACUUGGAAAACUCAUUCCACAAUAAAGAAGUCUAAAUGAAAGGCUUUAAUUUA
Messenger RNA from Phoenix dactylifera (date palm), 781 nucleotides. RefSeq names its product pathogenesis-related protein 1-like. Gene Ontology annotation, molecular function: signaling receptor activity; protein phosphatase inhibitor activity; abscisic acid binding. Lineage: Eukaryota; Viridiplantae; Streptophyta; Magnoliopsida; Arecales; Arecaceae. Gene Ontology annotation, biological process: defense response; abscisic acid-activated signaling pathway. The record is from RefSeq and is a predicted model, not a curated record. Gene Ontology annotation, cellular component: nucleus; cytoplasm.